UUGCACGUGCUGCUUUGGGUUUGACAGACUAUCAAUCAACAUUGACCAUUUCAGUUAAAUCGUCUAGGCUAUACAUGGAAAUAAAUAGGACCCAAAACAAAAACAAUGUUUAUCCCAAUUAAACAACACUGCGAUGCUUAACUCACGUUAAACAACCAAAACUUUUAGAUUAAACCACACAGCAAAUAUAUCAGUAGCCCAUUUAUGACGGCGAGGAGUUGGGUUGCCACGGGAUCACUCGCGGGCUGCCAAAAGAUAAGUCGCUUGUUCACCUGCGCGAGAUGCGCAGCGCAUCCUACCGAAAACAAUCGCUUUCGGAGAAACUGCCGCUCGCCAGAAGUCUCGCCAGUGAUUUUCUGCUCGGGCGCUUGACAGUGGUAUGUGCACGAAUUCUGGACAACCUCGGAGCAGGAGUCCAGUUAAAGAACGUGGAUAUUUUUAAUUAGAGACUGUCUGCUGUAGUCGCUGCUCUCUAGUUAGCGAGUCCGUGUCGGAGAGAGAGGGGGGGUUUUGUUGAUGCAGAGGAGAGUCUCGAUAUCUUAUCUGUUUGCCCACUUCGCACUGAGCAACUCAACGCCGGCGGCAUCAGCGCGCCGGAGGACUGGAGUUCUCGCUCCGGUGUGACAUAAUUCGAGUGCUUUAUUUUAACUGAAACAAAAAGCGAUGACCGACUCCUCGACACCAGACCCCUGCCCAGUGCCUGACCCCACAAUUGUGGAGCCCGUUACUCGGAACGGACAGUGCGCUCCUCCGGAACAGCAGCCACCCAAAAGGGCGAAUUUGGGAGACCCCUUCAACAUGGACCGGGACCAAGAGAUGAAAAUAAGCGACAGCGUAGAGGGUCAAGGCUUGCUGGAGAGCAGCAUGCGGCUGAAACCCCACGAGGCGCAGAGCUACCGCAAGAAGGCAUUGUGGGUAUCCUGGAUCUCCAUCGUGGUGACGCUCAUCCUCGCCGUGGCUGCUUUCACCGUUUCUUUCAUGAGACACAGUGCCUCCGCCUUUGGAUUUGCUUUCGACGCGACGCUGGACGUGCUGUCCUCCAUUAUUGUGCUGUGGCGCUAUAGCAACGCGGCCGCCGUGCACUCGGCCCACAGAGAGUACAUAGCUUGCGUGAUCCUGGGGGUGGUCUUCAUCCUGUCCUCCCUGUGCAUUCUGGGAAAGGCCAUCCAUGACCUGGCCACUAGGCUCCUCCCUGAAGUGGAUGACUUCCUCUUCAGCGUCUCCAUUGUGAGCGGGCUCAUGUGCAUCAUCCUGGCCGUGCUCAAGUUCAUGCUGGGGAGGGUUCUGACCAGCCGGGCCCUCGUCACGGACGGGUUCAACUCCCUGGUCGGGGGGGUGAUGGGGUUCUCCAUUCUCGUCAGCGCCGAGGUUUUUCGCCACGACCCCGCGGUGUGGUACUUGGACGGAACAAUAGGGGUCCUGAUCGGGCUCAUUAUCCUGGCCUACGGAGUCAAGCUGCUGGUCGACAUGGUCCCACGGGUGAGACAGACGAGGAACUACGAGAGGUUCGAGUGAGCGCGCUCAGAACAGGCGGGCCUUGUAGGAGGGGCGGAGCCAUGUCCGUGCGGGCCUUCUCGUGUCCUCCUCCGCACCCCGCCCCCCGCCCCCCAGAAGACUUCAGAGGACAAAUAAAACAUAGACUUUAAGGUGCCAGUGGUAUUUCAGUUCAAAAACAGGCCAGCCAUCACUGUUUUUCUUUUCUUUUUUUUUUCUUUUUUUUUUUAUAUCUCCAAACUCGAUGCGUCUGUAAACAGAUGUUUGGGAAAAGCGGGGAUGACAACCCUCCCGCGAACAGAAGAAGAAGAAGAGGAGGAGGAGGUGGGCGGAGUCUGGUUCAGUGCGCGGCGUUGUUUUGGUGGUGUCCGUCAAGGCGGUUGCUGCAAUCCCUGCUUUUUGAAGGAAACACUGAACCCUUUGUAUGAUAUAGUUUAGGAUAGACUUAACCAUGUCCUUGUGCGUAACCCUAAAAGGCUCCCAUUUGCUCUGUCUUGAAUGAUUAUCCUAAUGAUUAUUGCUUGUCGCGCUUGUCUAUUUAGAACAAAUAGCUUCCCAGCCAAAAAGUAUAACUUGAUUUGCUGUAUUGUAGAGGUGCCUCCUCUGGAAAAAUGUGACUGUAUUCGAGUGGCACCUGUGGUUUAGUGCAGCGAUGCACGCCAGUGCCCCCUAAUCAAAAUAUUUACUGUGCCAACGGCAUGUGUGGCACCACCCCUCUGGGUGGGGGAGAGGUGGGGCUUCAGUGGGUCCCAUCGAGCACAGGCGCCCCCUCUGGUGGAUCGCGGGGCUGCAGCCUGCUGUGUCAGUGGUGCUCCUGGGCAGAGGCUGUGCGGCUUCGCUGGCGGGCAGCCUAGCGACAGCCCAGCGACAGCCCAGCGACAGCCCAGCGAAUUCUCUUCAGAGCACACGACUGCACUCUGCAGAGCUGAUUACAGUCGUCACGGCGAUGAUGAGACAGGAUCACAAACACAAUCGGCCAAAACAUCCAAAUUUCAUACAAGAAAGCAAUAACAUAUUUAAAAAAAUAAUAAUAAUAAUGUGACAAUUCAAAAUGCUGUACAUAACAGAAUUAGCUUUUAGCUUCCCUUUGAUGUGAAUCGGUCAUGUUCUGCCUGUUCCUCUCCCUUCCUAUCCCCGCUUAUAAGAGUCUCUGCUGAUGGUUUUAAUGUGUGUAUAUCAGUGUGAGUGUGAGUGUAAAAAUCUGCUGAUGGGUUUUAACUUGGGUAUAGGGGUGUGAGCGUGAGUCUGAGACGGGGGCGAUCCGGAGGUUGCUUGUGUUUACUUUAUUUCGGCUGAGGUCCCGCUUCUGGGGGCUUCGGUGCUGGCCCGAUGCCGGGGUCCCGUAAUUGAAGGAACUAAAGGGGCAGCCAAGCCACCCCUCUGACUCCGCUUGGGCCCCAGAAAAGCACAAACCGACCCCUGGCAGAACCUGCCAGUCUGGCACAAACCCACAGCUGAGGAACCUUAGCUCCCCAGUAAUGCAGAUAUCAUUGCCCAGUGCACACUGGGAACAAGGGAUUCAUAAUCGUAAUAGUAAUAAUAACACCUUGCACUCACCAUCCACAAAUAUACACAUUUGGACUGAACGCAUUCAAGCAAUGUACAGGCUUAUACAUGAGUGCGUGUAUGUAUAUAGUACAUCCAGUAUGUUUGGCAUUACAAGUAACAUAAAGACAAGGACCUUGACAUUUGAACAUUACCUGUGAUUUUGCAGUCCGUCUGGGAUCCGACGGAUUUUAGUCAGUUUUCAGAUGGCAGACCUAACACUUGUUCUCACCGGGACAGCAGUUAUGGGGGUUAGAAAAUAGAUGUUAAAAUGUCCCCCAAGCGAGUGCUGGUGGUGCCUUGAGAUGGAAAGUCGGCACAUUGGUUUCCAGCGUUUACGUUAUCGGUGUACGACAGCAGAAGCACAAUAUUUCCUAGAUUCUUUCCGCUGCGGAGGACGAUGUAGAUUAAAAUGUAAAUAACAGGCUGCUUUUGGUCACCAUUUUGAAGAGGCUUGCUUAUGCUCUUCCAAUGUGGGAUUGUGUAGUGUGAGUGAUGUCAUGUUCUAGGCAUUGGAAAAAUCAUCGAGAAACAAGGCUGCCAGAAAAUAAGGGGGAACUGCAGUCAAUUAGGGUUUUUUUUUUUUUUUUUCCAUGAACCCAAUGCUACAGUUGGAGCUCAGAGGUGAAAGAAAACAUCUUUUUUAUUUUCACUUUGUGAGGAAGUGGGAAAAGCUCGCUCCUGUGAUGCCGCCAGAGGUGUGAGCCGUGAUUGGACGGCUUCCUGGGGUCGGAUGAGUUCGGUUUCAUCUCACUUAGCAGGUUAUUGCUAUUAUCACAUGUCUCUGGCACAUUUGGCUCUGGCAAAUGAAAGCACACUAUUAGUCUAAAAGGCCAAUAUAAAGAUUUUAAUUAUGUAUGAAUAAUCAAAACAUACUAUUUGCAAAAUGAAAUCUGAGCAGGGUGUGCAGUCUAUGAAGUGAAAUCAGUAUGUUUUGCAUUUAAAUUAUUAUAAUUUUUUAAAAAUUAUUAUUAUUUUUUUUCUGCUUGUGCAUCAAACUUUUUGUUCCUCAGUCAUCACUGUAAAACAUUGGCAUAGUGUACAGAUACGUGCCAAAACCUCAGAAUACCAUUACAUUUGGUACAGUUUAAGCCGGGCCGGAGUUUUGAGAGAGAAGUUCUUACCUUGCAAGUCAUUCUGGAUACUUUCUGUACCAUUUGUUCAACUUUUUUCUUUUUUGGUUGGACCACAACAGCGGGGCCAGCCCUACAAACGCGAAUGUCUGUGAUUGACUGAUUGAGUGACUGAGUGAGUGAAGAAGUCACACCAUUGGUCGGCCGGAUCACGUGUGUUAGGUCCAGCCAUGUACUAGGUUUUAACCUGGUCUUGUUUUUUUUUGUUUCUGAAUUUAAUACCAGCAGCACCUGUUGUAUAUAGGUUACCUGUUGUACACAAUACAGUGAGAUAAACAGAAGUACUUAUCCUGGCAUUACCAGAGUGAGCAGUAGCCUGUGAAAACAAAUUUCCAAAUUUUCAGUGUUAUCACAGAUGAAUAUUUUAGGAACUCUGCAAGAGUUUACAAGGCUCAGUAUUGUGUGUUUUCCCCCAAAGUGGUAGAUAUUCCCGUAAACCUACAUUUAUUGUAAAGUGUGUAUGUGUGCUGUGUGUAGAAAUCAGGAAAGUUCAGUGAGAGUUGCAAGUGCGGAUAAGCAAACACUUUUCCAGUGAACACUUUUUCCAGAAAACACAAGUGUCAUGUCAGCUUGUUUAAACUUGUUUAAAGGCACCAGUUGCUCACAAGUUUGUACUGCCCCCCCCCCCCCCCCCCAAACACGUGCACACACGCACAUGCACACAUGCGUGCACACACGCACACACAGCCAAUAGCACAAUAGCCAAUAGGCAGUACUAUCAGGAAAUGUUAGGUUUACCAUCACAUAACGGAAAGGUCCCAAAAUAUAUUUACUACCGGAUCACAGCAGUCUAGAAUUUCAUCCCUUUCAGAUGAGCACACUCAGCAGAAAUGCAGAACAGGAGCGCAGUAUUGGUUCGCAGCUGAUGGUUGGAAUCCAAAUACAGUUUACUGAGUGCUGGACUAACAUCGACUGAAUACAUACCAGUAAUUCAUAAUACUGACUAAGUGCCUCUGGCUAUUUACAGUGGUCCUGAAAAGAUGGUGAAUCAGUUUAACUCAGUGAAUCAAUAUUAGCAUUUUAUUCUUUUCAAAAACAUUCAUGUUAACUGUUGUAGACAUUUCACACAAUGUGUGGAAUAUGCACUGGCCUAGUAGUUUUUGCGUAAGAAAUACUGCUGGUUGGUUUCACACAAAUGUGCAUUGUUUUGCAAUGGUACAAAUAGCCAGGAUUAAGUCAACAUUUGUACUUGUAUUUAUUUGUUUAUUUGUUUUAAAUUCAAUGCAGAGUAUGAAUGUUGAUCUCUAAUCCUGGUCUAUGAAUAGUAAUGCAUGUACAGAUAUAAUUUUUGAAUCAUUCUUUCAUCUAUCAAGGUUUGAGAUCUAAAAGUCUCAUCUAAAUAAUUGCUUUUAAGUAUCAAAGAGUAAAUCCUGAGCUCUCUUAAAGCUGAAUUAAUGUGACGUCUUUUUGAGAAGGCAUUUCCUGUUCCUACAGUUCUUUUCUCUAAUGCUGAACACGCUGGCCUUGUGUUAGCUCUGUCCUUGGUGUAAAUUCUGCACACACACACACACACUCACGCUCACAGACACACGUGCACACACACACACAGAGACACACACACACACACACAUGCACACAGACACGCACACACACACGCUCAUUCACAGACACACACUCAGAAAAGAUUCAGAUACACAGCAGGUUUGUGUAAGCCUUUAGUCCCCAUUAGUCAUUUGGAAGCUGAGAGUGACACUGAUUGGACCAAACACUGACUCCAAUAGAGCUUUAAUAGGCUGACACAGACACACAUCACCUGCGUGGUUUCACCCCCGAGGAUUCUUCCACUGUAUGUACGCACACGUUCCAAACGCGCACACAGAGACACAUAAACACAUUCACAUGCACCACACACCCAUCGAAAUGUACAUAACACACUCACAUGCACCACACACCCAUCAAACACAGAACCGGUUCUCAGUGUAAUAUAGGUCUGUCAUGAUGUGCAAGAGCAGAAUUUAAUGUAUGAAUGUGAACUUUGCAAUGGUACUACCGAUGAUGUAUACACUAUAUAUUUAUAUACAUAUAACACUCUUACAAGUGAUACUUGUCACAGGAAAAAAGGUUUAUUGAAAAAUAAAGUUCUAUCCUGCUUAUUCAUCAA
This is a messenger RNA of Anguilla anguilla (European eel), 6273 nucleotides long. RefSeq names its product transmembrane protein 163-like. The record is from RefSeq and is a predicted model, not a curated record. Gene Ontology annotation, molecular function: zinc ion binding. Bases 664 to 1515 code for a protein of 283 amino acids. Gene Ontology annotation, cellular component: synaptic vesicle membrane. NCBI's taxonomy places the organism in Eukaryota, Metazoa, Chordata, Actinopteri, Anguilliformes, Anguillidae. The transcript has 8 exons.